GCUGAUGCCGCUGAUGCGCAAAAGCCGGUGGCAGGAAGAGAGCUGGAGCAAGUCCCUGCUCGAAUCGAAAAUGUAAUUUACGUCGAGAAAAGCUGAUAUAUGAGCCGGGGGAAACGCUCAGCCUCCACACUUCCUAUCUCAAACGCGUGGACAUGAUUCAAGUAAUCCUGACCUGAGCAUGCAGCAGAUCCGACGAGUGGACCGGGAAAGUUCUAAAGGCUCAGCGGGAAGCAGGGGCCUGAACUGAGCCUUUCUCCCUCAGUCUUUUGGACCUCUUCAGCCCCUAAUGGAUCGGUUCCACUGGUUUCAGCACAGAUGGCAACAUGUGGCCUCCACAGAGUCAAAGCAAGGCUGGUCCUCUGCCAAUGACUUGACGACCCCAAAAGCUGAUUUCGAUUCUCACGACCACUCAGGACGCAGGCUUCAUGGAAAACGAAGAACAGUGGUGGCACGAUAUGGGCCACUCUGGGCAGAAUACCAGAGCAUCUCUAAGGGCUAUCAAGGCAACAAUAUUCAGACCACCAAGUACACACUUCUCAGCUUCAUACCCAUGAAUCUGUUCCAGCAGUUUCACAGAGCGGCAAACGUGUACUUCCUGUUCCUGGUGUUGCUGAACUGGGUUCCGGUGGUGGAGGCUUUUCAGAAGGAGAUCACCAUGAUCCCACUCGUUGUCGUGCUCACCGUCAUCGCCUUCAAAGAUGCCAUAGAGGACUACAGACGCUACUGCUAUGACCAGAGGAUCAACAACAAUCUCACACAUGUGUACAAUCGUAAACAACGCCGCUAUGUGGAGAGGCGCUGGGCCGAUGUGUGUGUGGGAGAUGUGAUACAGUUAUGCUGUAAUGAGAUCAUACCUGCUGACAUGGUGCUGCUCCACUCAUCUGACUCAAAUGGAGUGUGUCACAUUGAGACUGCCAAUUUGGAUGGAGAAACCAACCUUAAACAGAGACAGGUGGUGAAAGACCUGCCACAACAAGGAACAGAAUUUACUCCAGAGAACUUCAGCAGUCGCAUUGAGUGUGAAAACCCAAAUGAUGAUCUGAGACGUUUUAGAGGCUACAUGGAGCACCCUGAUAAAGUACGUGUGGGAUUACAUAAUGAAAAUCUCCUGCUGAGGAGCUGUACAGUGAGGAACACUGAGACGGUGAUUGGCAUUGUGGUCUAUGCAGGUCAUGAGACAAAAGCAAUGCAAAAUAAUAGUGGCCCGCGCUAUAAGCGAAGUAAAUUGGAGCGUAAACUCAACAUGGACAUUAUUUGGAGUGUUGUGUUACUACUGCUCAUGUGCGUUACUUCUGCUGUAGGACAUGGUGUAUGGCUGAGCGGCCUGAAGGAUCCAGUCUUUAUGAUCUCAGAUGGCACACACCCAGCUCUUGCUGGCUUCUACAUGUUCUGGACUAUGAUCAUUGUUCUGCAGGUUCUCAUUCCCAUUUCUCUGUACGUGUCUAUAGAAAUAGUGAAAUUAGGGCAGAUCUAUUUUAUCCAGAAUGAUCUGGAUCUGUAUAAUGCCAGGCUGGAUACUGGUAUACAGUGCAGGGCUCUGAAUAUCACUGAGGAUCUGGGACAGAUCCAGUACUUGUUCUCAGAUAAGACAGGAACCCUCACAGAAAACCGCAUGCUGUUUCGUCGGUGCACUGUCGCCGGCAAGGAAUAUCCUCAUAAUGAACAUGCAAAAGCUAUGGAGCAGUAUGAGGAGCAGGUUGCAGGCCAACCUGAUCGGACACUCGCGCUGCGUUCUAGCUCCAGAAAGUCUCUCAGUUGCAACCGCAGCUCUGUAUCCCUCAACACCCUUACUGCUGCUUCUGACACACACUCGCCACAUAGCACACUCAACCGUCACGUAGCUGGGGCUUUUAGCAGUGCCAUGGAGUGUGCAGUGAUUCCAGAUGUGGAGCUGCAUGAAAAGCUGCGAGCCCUUUCGUUUCCUCGGUGCUCUUCUAUUAAGUAUGAUGCCUCAGAACUCUCACACAUCUUAGACUUCUUCCUUGCCCUGGCUGUCUGCAACACUGUGGUGGUUUCCUCCCCCAGUCAGCCACGUCACGUGGUGAAGACACCAGUGGCUCGCACUCCUUUACGCUCUCUGGAGGAAAUGAAGACUCUUUUGCAGAAAUUGAGUCGUCCUCGCUUUUCAAUGUCUCCCAUUGAGAGCACGGACAGCCCUCCUGGCCACACCAGGAGGUUCUUUUCUCUCGGCCGUAACAGUCACAAUACGCCUCAACACACACCUACAAACACUCCGUCACCCAGCCCUGCCAUCACGCCUCAACAGCAACACCACAUAGAGGUCUCGGAACAAGACUGUGAUGAAGAUAAUAAAGAAGAAGAUGAUGAUAAAGAGGAAGAAGAGGAGUUGCUAUAUGAGGCAGAGAGCCCGGAUGAGGCUGCACUGGUGCAGGCUGCAAAGGCAUACGGCUGCACUCUGCUGGGCAGGUCCCCAGAGCAGCUGCUGGUUGCCCUGCCAGGCACCGGGCCACUCACUGUGCCACUGCUUCACUUACUGCCCUUCCACUCCGUCCGCAAGACAAUGUCAGUAGUGGUAUGUCAUCCACUCACCAGCCAGGUGGUGGUCUACACCAAAGGAGCUGACAAUGUCAUUAUGGAACUGGCUGGGACAGCAGAUAAUGGAGAUUGUUCUAGAGAGAUCAUCAAGCGAACACAGCGACACCUAGAUGACUAUGCCAAGGAAGGCCUUCGAACACUCUGUGUUGCAAAAAGAGUCCUGCAGGAGGUGGAGUACAAGGCCUGGCUAACUGAGCAUGCUUUUGCUGAAACCAGUAUUGAAAACAGAGAAGAACUACUUUUAGAAUCUGCUCAGAGACUGGAAACUAACCUUACAUUAUUAGGGGCAACAGGUAUAGUGGACCGAUUACAGGAAGAUGUUCCAGAGACGAUUGAAGCUUUACAGACAGCAGGGAUUAAAGUGUGGGUGCUCACAGGGGACAAACAGGAGACGGCCAUUAACAUUGCAUGUGCCUGUAAACUUUUGCGACCGACUGACCAAUUACUUACUGCCAACUGUGACAGCAAGGAAGCAUGUGAAGUUCGGCUUUUGGAACUCCAGCAAGAGAUCAGUGUCCUUAAAGAGAGGGGUUUGUCUAACACUGAUACGGCUGUGUCUCAGGAUGAUGCUGACAUCUCCGGUUUUACUCUAGUGAUUGAUGGCCGCACAUUAGACUUUGCCCUGCAAAAGGAUUUACAGAAAGUAUUCCUGGAUGUAUCGGUCAGUUGUCGAUCGGUCAUAUGCUGCAGAUCUACCCCACUGCAAAAGAGCCAAGUCGUUCGACUUGUUGGUGACUCACUGGGAGUCAUGACCCUUGCUAUAGGUGAUGGAGCAAAUGAUGUCAGUAUGAUUCAGGUGGCAGAUGUGGGAGUUGGCAUCUCUGGUCAGGAAGGCAUGCAGGCUGUGAUGUCCAGUGAUUUUGCCAUCUCCAGAUUUAAACAUUUGAGAAAACUACUGCUGGUUCAUGGGCAUUGGUGCUACACUCGACUGGCUAACAUGAUCCUGUACUUCUUUUAUAAGAAUGUUAUGUAUGUGAAUCUGCUCUUCUGGUUCCAGUUCUUCUGUGGUUUCUCAGGAAGCACCAUGAGUAACUCCUGGGUGCUCAUCUUCUUUAAUCUACUGUUUACAUCAGCUCCACCUCUGCUGUAUGGAAUGCUGGAUAAAAAUGUGUCUGUUAACAUACUCCUGUCCUUGCCACAGCUGUACAAAGCUGGACAGAACAAUCAGGCCUACCUCCCCUCCACCUUUUGGCUGAACAUGUUAGAUGCAUUUUACCAGAGCCUGGUCUGCUUCUUUAUUCCAUAUUGUUCAUAUGCAGGUUCCGACAUCGACCUAUUCUCAUUUGGUUCUCCCAUCAAUGGUUCAGCUCUUCUCAUCAUCCUUCUGCACCAGGUCAUCGAGAGCCACACAUUGACAUGGCUCCAUGCAGUGGUGUUACUAGGCAGUGCCCUCUUCUACUAUGUGUUUGUACUAGUAUACAGUGUCACAUGUGUUACAUGUAACUCUCCCACAAACCCAUAUGGCAUAGAGACCAAACAGAUGUCUGAACCACUGUAUUACUGUGUGUGCGGAGUCACUACUGUCCUCGCACUGCUGCCCAGGCUGUUGUGUCGUGUCCUGUCUAACUCCAUCUGUCCGUCUGACAUAGUGAAGGCUCAGAAACUGGACAGGUCCUCCACAUGGCAAUAUUGGAACAGUGUCCAACAAAGGAAAGAAGACAAAUCUGCCAAAGUAAAAUUGAACUCUAGACUGCUUCCUCAGACUCUCAGUUUGAAUGCAGACAUGCGCCACUUUGCGAACUGCAGUUCAGAGGCUGGUCCUGUACCCACAUGAGCAAAAGACACGUUGUAGUUUUGGGAAAAUCUGACCAAUCCACAAACUGGUUUUGCUGGUUUUGAGUAAAUAAUGUGUUUACUUUCACUGACAUUUCCAUCUUUCAUCAAAACUACGCCUAUUAGCCUGUAUGUUACGUGUGUACAUAGCUUAUUGUAGAGUGCCUCAAGCUAGCACUCCACAUCCACAAUCUACAUAGAGUAGGUUUUCUGACAGAAUAAAUAAAAGGCUGAAUAAUAUUAGACUAUCUGAAACAGACAUGAUUUUCAUAUUUACAUGAUAUGCUGGACAAGGGUGUUGGUUUUAGUGCAUUAUGCUAAAUACCAAAAUGCUAGGCCUCCCUGUAAGAAAAACUAAUACGAGUUUCAGAAGACAAUCACUGUAAGAAGAGAAAAUGAGAUUUAUCAGGUUUACUGCUACUUGAUAAAACUGACCCAAAUGGAGGAGUUCCAGUUUGAUAUCAUCAGCGGUACAGGAUGUGCUCGCGUGUGUGUGCCAACACAAACAGGAAGUGCCCGUUUUGUUGGGAUUGAUGUUUACAUGUAUAUCCAUUUACAUGUACAGCAUUUGGUAUUAGUGUUAGAAGUGUUUUUUCCUGUCAAAAUCAUAUCCUAGUACAUAAAAUUCAUACAGAUCAGGGUCUAAUUGUCUUAAGGGAGAAUCCUGGUAGAUAAAAGUUCAAGGAGUUUGUACAGCAACACAAACAGCACAGGUUUUUUAAUACACAUUGUUGAAGCAAAUGUUACAGCGUUACAAAAAACAGUAACAGUAAAAAAAGUUUAAACCAAGGUUUAAUAAGACUCCUGUAGAAUUAUUUCUACUCCCAACACACCUCAGUCUAUGAGAGAUGGAUAACCUAUGCAGGGUGGUGGGCCUCCAGACCACACUGCAAAAGCAACUCUGAGAGGCUUUGAGAGUAUUAAGUUUGGGGGGCAUAAAAACAAACUGAGUACUUUUAUUUUUUUUAUGUACAUUUAUUUACUUUUGACUGCACAAUAUGAGCGAAACUAUAAUGUGAAAGACUUUAACCGAGAUACGUCUUGUGAUUUGUGAAUGUUUACACAAGGUUAAUGUCCAUCAACACACCCAAAAAACCAUCCAGGACAGGAAGUUCACAGCAUAAAAAAUCAUUUAUAUAGGUCAUUUGUUACUGGGCUUAUUUUAUAUUAUAUCCUUCUGCAGUACCAGUAUUUCAGUGUUGUAAUAACUGUGAACAUUCAUGAUGCUCAGAUAUUGCAAACUAUAAGUGCAAACCAUGUUGUUGACUCAAUAGUUCACGUAGCGUUUUUUCUGUAGUCAGUGCUAAUGCAUUUCAGUGAUACUGAGAAGGAAGCUGAAAUGAAUGUCUUUCAAUCACUUUUUUUUUCUUCAGAAAAUGAUGUGUGUGUUGAUCUGUGAUUACCAUUAAGAACAAUGUAAUGAGGAAUGAAUUUGAUAUUUGACCAUGUGAUUAUGUGACUGAAAUACCUGUUGGAAAAAAAUUGGGGGCGUGUUUUUUUGUUUUGUUUUGUUUUUGUUUUUUGUUUGUUUGAGUUUCUUUGUGUAUUUUUGUACGCUAUUGUAAGUUUUGAAAGAUUUACAAAUUCAGGAUAGAAUAUGAACAGCCUCAAGAAAAAUUGUUUAAAAAAUGAAAUAAAAUUGAGAAAGU
Molecule: messenger RNA, 5978 nt
Organism: Hemibagrus wyckioides
Lineage: Eukaryota; Metazoa; Chordata; Actinopteri; Siluriformes; Bagridae
Gene: atp10d
Product: ATPase phospholipid transporting 10D
Exons: 23
Coding region: 287-4330 (1347 amino acids)
Biological process (GO): phospholipid translocation
Cellular component (GO): plasma membrane
Molecular function (GO): ATP hydrolysis activity; ATP binding; magnesium ion binding
Source: RefSeq, a predicted model, not a curated record